Camellia sinensis is the source of this 921-nucleotide messenger RNA. NCBI's taxonomy places the organism in Eukaryota, Viridiplantae, Streptophyta, Magnoliopsida, Ericales, Theaceae. The record is from RefSeq and is a predicted model, not a curated record.
UCUAUGGAACCCUUCAAUUGGUAAAUUCAAGAUGCUCCCAACAUCCCAGAUCGAAAGUUGUCCUAUUGAUAAGGCUCUCGGAUUUGGCUUUGUUCCUCAUUAAUGAUUACAAGGUGGUGCGACUUGUAUACGGAUUAGAAUCUAUUCAACCUGAGGUUGAGGUUUACAGUUUGAGUACAGAUUCUUGGAGGAAGAUGACUACCAAUUUCAAGGACUGUAGGGUAGUCCAUCCCUCCUCCAGUCCCUUAGUUAAUGGGGCUGUCCAUUGGAAAGCAUACAACUGGGGCAGGGGUAGUGAAAGUAGUGAUAGACAACAAUGGUUCAUCAUGUCAUUCCAUAUGAUGGACGAGAUAUUUCAAGAAAUAAGUUUGCCUGUUGCCAUUAAUUUUGGAGCAGCGUCCAUCUUGGCCUUCCGGGACUCACUUGCCUUUUUUACGUGCUCGGACAUAUGGGUUAUGACAGAUUAUGGUGUUGUAGAUUCUUGGACUAAACAAUAUACCUUAAGAGACACAAUUGAAUUUUCCUUUGGGCUCAUGAGCAAUGGUGAAGUUCUUCUGAUAAAGUCCAAUGGCAAUUUGGUUUAUUAUGAUCUUAAAAUCCAUAAGCAUCGGAAACUUAAAGGCCAACCAUUUGCUCGUGUUCAUGGUAUGUUUAUUUAUAAGGAGAGCCUUGCUUUACUUAACGAAGGAGUAGCAAUUCACAUUCAAAGUGAUCAGGUUGCAGAAGUGAGAGCCUAGCCUAGCCAAGCCCUCUGAAUCAUGAGAUGAAGGAGAAGUAAUUAACCUUUAUCUAGAGCUUAUUUCUCACUCUCAAAAUCUGUCACCGAAUAACUUAUUUUUAUUUCUAAUUUGUUCGUAGAAAAAAAAUUUUAAGAUGCGAUUUGUGAACAUUGAAUUGCCAAAUUAUAGUCUAUUCUUGGUA